Messenger RNA from Lotus japonicus, 2114 nucleotides. Its product is annotated as F-box protein At1g47056-like. Lineage: Eukaryota; Viridiplantae; Streptophyta; Magnoliopsida; Fabales; Fabaceae. Gene Ontology annotation, molecular function: protein binding. Gene Ontology annotation, biological process: SCF-dependent proteasomal ubiquitin-dependent protein catabolic process. The record is from RefSeq and is a predicted model, not a curated record. Gene Ontology annotation, cellular component: SCF ubiquitin ligase complex. The coding region runs from base 283 to 1929 and encodes 548 amino acids. The transcript has a single exon.
AGUGAGGCCGCCGGUAGCAUAACAUUUCACAAUGGAUAGUGCCGUUCUAUUAAAAAAAAAGUGUCCACCUUAUCGCGUCACACCAAACAGAGCUCUGAAAGAGAAAAAAAAAAAAAGUGGGAAUGAAUCUCGAUUUCACGUCCGCUACUGAAACCCUAAGAAGAAGAAGAUGGUGAUGGUGAUGGUGAUGGUGAUGAUUUUGAUUUUGUUGCAGUAACGGAAAGACUGAGUAACCGCCCAGGGUAGUUAAAUCUCAACCGCUCAUUUCUCAAGCCGCCGUGGAUGGGCCAGGCUUCUUCCACGGCCGCCGUCGCUUGCCGCCGCGAAAAUUGUCAAGCAAACCGCUCCGGCAGCAUCUCCAAGACCAGAUCCACUGCCUCGGUAUCUCCGAUGCUCGCCGCCGAGGAAGACGCCGAUGUUAACCGCGGUGGCCGGGCGGUGGUUGAAGGAAAAACAGAUUACAUCUCCGAUCUCCCUGAUGAGUGUUUGGCUGUGGUGUUUCAGUCGCUGAGCUCGGCUGAUCGGAACCGGUGCUCGCUCGUCUGCCGGCGGUGGCUUAUGGUUGAGGGACAGAGCCGGCAUCGUCUCUCGCUCAACGCGCAGAUGGAUCUGCUUCCGGUAAUCACUUCUCUGUUCUCUCGAUUUGAUUCUGUGACGAAGCUUGCUCUGAAAUGCGAUCGCAGAUCGGUUAGCAUCCGCGACGACGCGCUUGCUAUGAUCUCUGAGAGGUGCCCUAAUCUCACGCGCCUCAAGCUCCGCGCGUGCCGCGAGAUCACUGACUCCGGGAUGGAGGCCUUCGCGAAGAAUUGUAAGGGUUUGAAGAAGCUCUCGUGCGGAUCGUGCACGUUUGGAUCUAAAGGGAUGAACGCUGUGCUUGAUAAUUGUGCUUCCCUGGAGGAGCUAUCGGUGAAGCGCCUCCGUGGAAUCACCGAGACGGCGGAGCCGAUUGGUGCUGGCGUUGCGGCGGGGUCGCUGAAGACGCUUUGCUUGAAGGAGCUUUACAACGGGCAAUGCUUCAGGUCGUUGAUUCUCGGUGCCAAGAACUUGAGGACGCUGAAGCUUUUCCGGUGCUCUGGUGACUGGGAUAGCCUCUUUCAGCUCGUUGCUGCGGAAAGGGCCACGAGCAUGGUCGAGAUUCACCUGGAGAGGCUCCAAAUUGGCGAUGCUGGGUUGCGAGCUAUCGUGAACUAUUCGAGCUUGGAGAUUUUGCAUCUUGUGAAGACCCCUGAGUGCACGGAUUCAGGGCUUGUUGCGGUUGCGGAGCGAUGCAAGCUGUUGAGGAAGCUUCAUAUUGAUGGGUGGAAGGCGAAUCGAAUUGGUGAUGAAGGGUUGAUAGCGGUUGCCAAGUUCUGCCCUAAUUUGCAGGAACUUGUGCUCAUUGGGGUGAACCCCACUAAGGCUAGUUUGGAAAUGUUGGCAUCUAAUUGCCAGAAUCUAGAGCGGUUGGCUCUGUGUGGAAGCGAUACAGUUGGUGAUCCUGAAUUAUCUUGCAUUGCCGCGAAGUGUGUGGCUUUGAAGAAACUCUGCAUUAAGAGUUGUCCUGUUUCUGAUCAAGGAAUGGAAGCACUGGCAAGUGGGUGUCCCAAUUUGGUGAAGGUGAAGGUGAAGAAGUGCAAGGGUGUCACCUCUGAAGGUGGGGAUUGGUUGAGGCUCACAAGGGGUUCAGUUUCUGUUAAUUUAGAUGCAAAUGAAGCAGAACUUCAAGAUGCGAGUGCUAGUGAUGGUGGAGCACAAGAAAAUGGCCUAGAAUUUCCUCCAAUGCCUGGCCAAACAGCAGCAUCUUCAUCGGCCAAUGUUGGUGCAUCGAUCAGUGGUGCUGGACGAUCUAGUUCGUUCAAGUCGAGGUUGGGACUUUUGUCUGGGAGGAGCUUAGUGGCUAGCACCUUGAGAAGAUGGUCAGGUGGUAGCACUAGUGGGCGCCAUGCUUAGGUACAAACAAAGCAAAACUAAACCAAAAUUGCGUCUUUGACAUUUUUCAUGAUUGUGUGUAUCAUUUGAUUCUCUAUAUCUUGUACUUGAAUUUGAAAUUUAUGCCGUGUGAUGUUUAUUGCCUUUGGAAUUGAAUCUUCACGGUUGAAUUGAAGUGACAAUGGACAACUUUUCAUUCUCAACAA